Molecule: messenger RNA, 722 nt
Organism: Pogona vitticeps (central bearded dragon)
Lineage: Eukaryota; Metazoa; Chordata; Lepidosauria; Squamata; Agamidae
Gene: CLEC3A
Product: C-type lectin domain family 3 member A
Biological process (GO): ossification
Source: RefSeq, a predicted model, not a curated record
AUGGCUCAAAAAGGAUUUCUGAUUCUCUUCCUUGUCUCCAUACUUUUGCUGGAUCAGACCACUGGCCAGUCUUCCCAUUCCAAAGCCAGGAAACACAGCAAAAGGAGGGUGAAAGAGAAAAAUGGUGAUCUAAAGAGUCAAAUUAACAAGCUUUGGCAAGAGGUAAACUCUUUGAAAGAAAUGCAAGCUCUACAAACAGUCUGUCUUCGUGGAACAAAGGUCCAUAAGAAAUGCUACUUAGCAUCUGACGGGGCAAAACAUUUCCAUGAAGCAAAUGAAGACUGCAUAGCCAAAGGAGGAACUUUAGCUAUCCCCAGGGAUGGUGAUGAAACCAAUGCACUUCGAGAAUACACCAAGAAGAGUUUGUCGGGAGUGGGAGAUUUUUGGUUGGGUGUCACUGAUAUGGUCAAUGAAGGGAAAUUUGUUGAUGUCAAUGGAAUGGUGCUCAACUACUUCAACUGGGACCGGUCACAACCCAAUGGAGGGAAGCGUGAAAAUUGUGUCUCGUUUUCACAUUCAGCUCAAGGCAAGUGGGUGGAUGAAGUCUGUCGUACCGUCAAACGAUAUGUCUGUGAAUUCCUUAUUCCAUAGACUAAUUUAUAGCUAGAGCUGCUUCCUACUUAAUUUUUGGAAAUGCAUACAGGAUGUGCUUGAGGUUCCAAUUUGCCGCUACUGACUUUCCUGACAAAUCAAUUGAAGUUUUUGAGCAUAGGGUACCCUGU